Rhopalosiphum maidis (corn leaf aphid) is the source of this 1377-nucleotide messenger RNA. RefSeq lists its product as uncharacterized. The record is from RefSeq and is a predicted model, not a curated record. The coding region runs from base 1 to 1377 and encodes 458 amino acids. The transcript is spliced from 2 exons. Gene Ontology annotation, molecular function: nucleic acid binding. NCBI's taxonomy places the organism in Eukaryota, Metazoa, Arthropoda, Insecta, Hemiptera, Aphididae.
AUGGACAAUCUCAUUCAAGUGACACCCACAAAAAAGAAUCGGAGAGGAAAGGUUGUUCAUUCUGGCCAGAAACAAAUCGUCAUAAAUAUAUACAAAGAUCUAUUGAAAACAGAACCUGAUAUAAAAUAUGAUAAUUUAUUGAACAAAAUAUCUACAAGAAGUGGUAUUGGAAUCGGAACAAUUAAAAGGACUAUCAGGGAAUAUAAGUUUACUGGCACACUAUCCUCACCAGUUAAUAAAAAGAACAGACCAAGUGUAGUUGAUAAAUUGGACGAUUUCGACAAAAAUGCAAUUCGUCAAAAAAUCCACGCAUUCUGGUUUAGACGAGAAAUUCCGACUUUACCGAAAAUGUUACAAGUGAUAAACGAUGAUCCUGAUCUUCCUAGUUUUUCACGUACUUCACUUCAAAGGUUGUUGAAGGACUUGCAAUUCGAAUACACCAAAAGAAAUAGAAACAGUGCUCUUACUGAAAGAGAGGAUCUUGUUUUAUGGAGACGGAAAUAUAUUGCUGACAUACGACGUUAUCGCAAGGAAGGAAAAACAAUUUAUUUUUUGGACGAGACGUGGAUCAACGCCGGAGAUUGUUCAUCAAGAGUGUGGGUCGACAAAACUGUGAAAUCACACAGAGAUGCGUUUAACAGAGGCUUAACUACCGGGUCAAAGAAUCCUACUGGAAGAGGCAAGUGGCUCAUUGUUGUUCACAUUGGGUCGACCGAGGGUUUCGUCGCAGGUGGUCUUUUGUGUUUUGAAUCCAAAAAAAACACAUCAGACUACCACGACGAAAUGAACGGCGAUACAUUUUUCGAAUGGUUCUGUAGCGUUUUACCUUUAUUAAAAGACGACUCGGUUAUAGUGAUGGAUAACGCACCGUACCAUUCGGUGAAAAAAGAUCACCUACCGACCCCCUCAUGGACGAAGGCAGCAAUAAUUGAAUGGCUCGAGUCAAAAGGCGUCAAUAUCACCGAACCCUUGGUGAAGUUUGAACUAUUUCAAAAAGUGCGACAGAUCAAACAUCAAUACGACUUGUUUAUUGUUGAGGAAGAGGCGAAAAAACACAAUCAAAUUGUAUUGCGUUUACCACCGUACCAUUGCGAACUUAAUCCAAUUGAGUUGGCAUGGUCGGUGGUAAAAGGACAUGUCAAAAAAAAUAACACGACAUAUAAAUUGAACGACGUUCGUCAAUUAUUAAACGACGGUAUAAAAAAGGUGACACCUGAAAUGUGGUCCAAUUUUGUGUCACAUACGAUUAAAGAAGAGGACAAAUUUUGGCAGUUGGACUUCAUUUCUGAUAAGAUGUUGGAAGAAACACAGGCAUCGACAUCGCACGUGUUAACUAUAACCGGAGAGACGACUUCUGAUUCAGAAAACAGUGAUUGA